This is a messenger RNA of Paraglomus brasilianum, 873 nucleotides long. NCBI's taxonomy places the organism in Eukaryota, Fungi, Glomeromycota, Glomeromycetes, Paraglomerales, Paraglomeraceae. The record is from the annotation of a GenBank genome assembly.
AUGCCCUCAGAACAUUCUCGUUCGUCGUCUUCUUCGAGCGUGACUUCGCCGAUUCCCACAAUAAACAUAAAAUAUGCACCGCCACAACGGAAAGAAGAAGGGAUAAAAGUACCUCAAGAGAUAAAAAACUCUAGAGAUAGAAGCUCAUCUCGCACGAAGAGCCCUUCUCGUAGCAAAAACGACAAAAAGGGAAAACUCUCUCCAACUCGAUCUAAAAGCCCAUCCGGCGACAGGCAAAGAAAUAACAGUGGCACGGGUUCGCGCUCGAGAAGUCCUACUCCACGCUCGAAGAGUCCCUCUCCAAAACAAGAUUCCUCAAGAUCUAGAAGUCCCCUUGGUAGAAACCACAACCGGAACAACAGUGACAACUUGUCAAAACCCUCUUCGCAGGAUGCUCGUCUCAGUCCUUCUUCUCAUCCGUGGAUCGCAUCUUCUUCUAACGAUCGCAAUUCCUCAAAAAUAUCCAAUCGUCUAAGCUUACCUCCUAAUUUCAAUGAGAUGGACUUCUCAAACAUAGUCCGCGAGAACAAUGAACGAUGGGCUAGAUUGAAAUUGGGGUCAGAUACGAGGGAUAGUAGAGGCGGUAUUAUGGGUAGUUUUACAAAAUCGGGGACUCUAGGGGGGGCGCCUAUUUUAAGGCCAAACUUGUCCGGGGAUUCGUUUUCGAGUUUCUCUGGAACAGAAAAAAUGAAGAGGAGUCCGUCUUCUACCGGAAAGACGUCAUUUAAUUCCCCAUUAUUGGUGCCGGGUGGAUUUCCUUUGAUUAGAGCCAGAAGUCAUAAUUCGGCCAUGGAUACGCCACGAUUACCGAUGGAAAUUUUGAAGGAAAAGCUUCAUCCCUUGCAGCAUGCUUGGUACGUGUUUAUAAGCUAG